This is a messenger RNA of Necator americanus (New World hookworm), 591 nucleotides long. RefSeq lists its product as uncharacterized. The coding region runs from base 1 to 591 and encodes 196 amino acids. The transcript has a single exon. NCBI's taxonomy places the organism in Eukaryota, Metazoa, Nematoda, Chromadorea, Rhabditida, Ancylostomatidae. The record is from RefSeq and is a predicted model, not a curated record.
AUGACUGCUCUCUGGAACCCAAAGGAAACAGUCAUUGCAUCGAGAAGGAGGAUGGAGAAAAUCAUCUACGACUUCUACUCUGAUCUCUUCGACAGCCAUGUCCACUUGCCUCCUCACCAUCUGGGGGAAGACGGACAAGUCAUUCCAGAGGUUCUCCCGUCCGAAAUACGACAUGCUAUCAUGUGGGUAAGAAAUCGUACGGCACCCGGUCGCGACAGAAUAAGACCAGAACACCUGAAGAACCUUCCGCCAGUACUCAUCAACACCCUGGCGAGGCUCUUUACACGUUAUCUGUCGGAAUGCAAGGUUCCUAGACAGUGGAAGACCAGCAAGACCGUGUUGUUGUAUAAAAAGGGAGAUCCACAUGACAUCGGCAACUAUCGUCCAAUCUGCCUACUGUCCGUCAUCUACAAGCUCUUUACAGGAGUGAUCCUUAAUAGGAUUGAAAAAGUCUUGGAUGAAGGACAGCCAUGCGAGCAAGCAGGGUUUCGAAAAGGAUUCAGCACAUUGACCACAUUCACACUGUUUCGAAACUUAUCGAGGUAUCACGAGAGUAGAAGAUUUCGCUCUGUCUCACCUUCAUCGACUUGA